Molecule: messenger RNA, 1905 nt
Organism: Danaus plexippus (monarch butterfly)
Lineage: Eukaryota; Metazoa; Arthropoda; Insecta; Lepidoptera; Nymphalidae
Product: CREB-binding protein-like
Exons: 2
Coding region: 37-1797 (586 amino acids)
Source: RefSeq, a predicted model, not a curated record
CUAACCUGCGACGCCAGUGUUCCGAGACGAGCCGCAAUGAGAUUACACGCGUGUAUAUUGGCCCUGUGCGUGUUGCUGCAUCAGGCGCGCGCAGCAUCCAUUAACGUGCCGGAGAAAAAACUUGACGAUCUAGAUAACGUUGAUCUCGACACUGACACGGACCUGGAGCAGCCCAGCGUGUUGGACCUCGACAACAACCUGAGGAAAAACGCUGUCGACAUACCUGUCAAAGUUGUUCAAGAGUCUAAUGUGAAAUUAGACGAAAACUCCAACGAUUAUAUUCCCAGCGAGAAUGACAACACUAAUAUUAAGAGGCUGGAGAUCGACCUCCAAAAUCCCGGACUUCCACAGCGACAGGAACAUGAAACACAAAACCCAGAGAGUUACGGCGAUAAGGAAAAGGCAAUAUUCGCAAUAAGACAAAGUAUGGAUGAGACUCAGAACAUAUUCAACGAGGGACUCAAAAGUGUCUCCAAUAGCUUCAAAACUUUGUUCGCUGAAAACGAAGACUUGCCAGCCAUUCAACAAAACAUCCAGAAUUUAAGACAGACCUUCACAAGUCAAAUCGAAAAACUUAACACGACCAUCAGAUCCUAUUUAAACCCUAAUCCUAAUUUAGAGGUUGUAGAGUCUGGGCUCCGAAAUUUGGAAAAUAAUUUUAAAUCAGGUGUUGAUACUUUAACUGAAGGAGUGGAAGUACUAUCGAUAUUGAGAGAAGAAGACGAGGCUGCAAGGGAAGAGGCCGUUGCGGAACAAGCCGCGAGUCCAGCAUCGGAAGCACCUGCAUCUCAGAGUCCCGCAGUUCCAGCCGCCAGCAGCCCAGCUCCAAAUCCUUCACAAAUUACACAACCUGUUCUAAACUUCAUACAAGGGUUCCAACAGGGUAUCCUUAAUGCGUUUACUAACAUAAAUAACGCCGUGCAGAAUACCUUGUCUGGCAACUCACAACCCUCUAGCUCUCAAUCCCCAGUUGUUGGCCCUUUUGUUAAUUUCUGGAAUGGAAUUACUGGGUCUAAUGUCGCCCAAGGACAAACAACAGCCAAUCAAGCGAAUGCCAAUGGAUCACCGGCUCCACCAGCUGGUGCACAGAGUGACGUCAUCCCUGCCCCACCUGCACCUACACCCGCUCCGUGGAGCCCUGGAGCGUUAUUCCAGCAAGUACAGAAUUCAUUCCAAAAUUUAAUAAACCCACAACAAAACCAGCAGCAGAACCAACCACAACCAGCAAGCCCUGGACCGAUUACACAGGCCAUUCAAAACAUAGUCCAGUUCAUCAGGCCUGGUCAAAAUAAUGCACAGCAAACCCAGCAGCCAGCUCCAGCUGCAAAUCCUAAUAAAGGUUCACAGAACGCCGUGCCGGAAGCGAGUAACGUCGCUCCAGCAAACCCAGAUCCGGCGAACCCAGCACCUGUAAACCCAGCUCCCGCUGCAGCAGAGCCAGUUAAAGCACAACCCGUACAGCCAGCAGUCUCGUCUGCAGGACCCAUACAGCAACUAGUACAAAAUAAUCCCAUCAUUAAAGGAAUCCAAAGCGCAGUUCAAAGAAUACAGAAUCCUAGUGCUGACACUCCAAGAAAUGAAGAAAUUAAAGAUGAUCAGAUAGACAACAAUGUUGAAACCAAAGGCCAUGGCGGCGGUAGCAACCAACAAAGCGAUAAUAAGUACAGUGGCAGGGUAGGAGUAUUACCCGAAUCGGAAGGGAUCCAACAAGGAGUCAUUCCCGCAAAAAAUGAGAAGGAAAUUGCUGAGAAAGUUGCGGAAGAAAACGUCCCAUCGAUUUCUGAUAAGACUGAUUGAGCAGUGUGAUACAACUGAUUAGUUUAAACAAGUUAUUUAUUUAAGUAUUUAUGUAAAUAAACCGAUAAUAUUUCAUUUAUUAAAGAAAUAAAUGAAGUAACUUUUUAA